Messenger RNA from Octodon degus (degu), 762 nucleotides. RefSeq names its product keratin-associated protein 24-1. Gene Ontology annotation, cellular component: keratin filament. The transcript has a single exon. The record is from RefSeq and is a predicted model, not a curated record. The coding region runs from base 1 to 762 and encodes 253 amino acids. NCBI's taxonomy places the organism in Eukaryota, Metazoa, Chordata, Mammalia, Rodentia, Octodontidae. Gene Ontology annotation, molecular function: structural molecule activity.
AUGCACUCAGGCUCCAUGUCUUUUCUGAGCUACCCUGAGCUAUGCAGUGCUACAUCCUAUAGAGCUCACUGUUACAUCCCGGUGACACCUGCUAUUGCUUUUUGCCCCAAUGAUGUAAGCUCUACUGUUGGACAUUGCUUACCAAGUAGCUACCAAGGAAAUCUCUGGCUCCUGGACCAGUGCCAAGAAGCCUAUUGCAACGUACCAAGCUGUGAAUCUGCCAGCUGUGAACUGAAGACCUGUGCUACAAACUGUGACUCCCAGAACUUCUGUGUGCCCUGUGACUCCUCAUCGCCAGGACAAGCCAUCACUGCCUGCAAAAACAGCAACCUCACAUCCAGCCCCAACUACAGCUCAUGCACUCAGACCAAGGGGUAUGUAUCCAAUUGCUACACAACCUCUCUAUGUGCAUCUAAAGCCUGCCAGACCUUUCGCAAUGAUUCCAGCGGCUUUGGGCAACUUAACUACUUAUCCAAGAGACCCCAACACCUAAGCCACUGCAGACUUGGUGGUUUGGCAUAUAGAAGCUAUCCGACUCUUGGCUUUUUCUCCAGUGGUUUUUCACCAGCAUGUAAUAUUGCCAGAAGAUAUCAGCCCCGAAACUACUUAAUGAAAAAUUACCGAUAUCUGAAUUACAGACCUAUGAGCUAUCAACCACUGAGCUACUCAUGUAGCAAAUUUCGGUCUCUGAACUGCAAACCCAGUAGCUUUCCACCUCUGAGAUAUUUGUGCAGUGGUAGCAGACCUCUGAAUUGCUAUUGA